AUGAACUUUAACGCUUCAAGAAAUGUAGGCCAUCCUGGACCCCGGAAGGCAAAGAGAGUAAGCGAUGUGUCUGCAAUGGGUGCACCUACGCCGGCUCCUCCAUUUAGUCCUAGUCCCGGGAUCAGCAGCGGGUUUCCUCCUGUAGGACCUCCACCACCCUAUCAACAAGGGAUCCAUAUGGAUCAAACACCAAACUUUGGACAGCGAGAUCCUGCUGGAAGCUUUAGUUAUCCAGGUACUUUCACUAACACUCCUAUGGCAUCCCCCAAUCAAAUUGGGUCUAUGCUUCAGCAGCCAGUAGUUCAGGAUAUGGCACUGCAGUAUGGCAAUCAACUAGCAGCACAGGGACGUGAGGUGGUUAAGCGAGAGCUUGAUAAAUAUGUGCCAGUGUCUAGAUUAAGAUACUACUUUGCUGUAGACACCAGAUAUGUUUUGAAAAAACUUCUUCUUAUUGUAUUUCCGUUUACACAUAAGGAAUGGAUGAUGAAAUAUGAUCAAGAAACGCCAGUGCAACCACGUUAUGAUAUAAAUGCACCAGAUCUGUACAUACCAUCUAUGGGCUAUGUCACUUAUGUUCUCCUUGCAGGAUUUAUGUUAGGUCUCCAACACCGCUUCUCACCUGAACAAAUAUCAAUUCAAGCAUCUAGUGCACUAGCAUACAUAAUUUUUGAAAUGGUGUUAUAUUUAGCAACAUUAUACAUCACAAAUACCAGCACUCAGCUGAAAACCCUGGAUUUACUGGCAUACUCCGGGUAUAAGUACAGCACAAUGAUUUGCAGUCUGCUGGCUGGUUUGCUACUGGGUGGAACAGUCUAUUAUUGUGCCUUACUUUAUUAUAGUACAGCACUGUCUUAUUUCCUUGUUAAAACACUGAGGCUACAAAUUCUUUCUGGAUCACCAGCACCUGAUACUAGCUACAAUUACUCAACAUACAAUCCAGCCAACCCCUAUACAGAUAACUGGUCUAAGUCUAGCGGUGGGGGUGGGACAAAGCGCAGAGUAUAUUUUCUGCUAUUUGUAGCUAUCACUCAGCCACUUCUCUCGUGGUGGCUCACUUACCAUCUCAUACCUCCAUCUGUUGUCACUCAGGCCACAUAA
Molecule: messenger RNA, 1098 nt
Organism: Pieris macdunnoughi
Lineage: Eukaryota; Metazoa; Arthropoda; Insecta; Lepidoptera; Pieridae
Source: the annotation of a GenBank genome assembly